GUGGACAAAUACCUCAGCCGCCUCAGGAGAGGUUGAGAUCUCAGCCUGGGGGCCUCUUCUGAGGUCAGAGACCCCAGCGCCUACUGAGCGGGUGGUGCUCUUCCCAUCUCAGAGAGACCGAGGAGGAGCCUGAGACUGUUCCUGGACAUCCUGUGAACAUCAGAAAAUAUUUUGUGGAGGCAUUAAAAGAAGGGAAUAUGGUGUUCACAUUUGCUUCCAUGGAUUCCAACCAAUCUUCCUUGGAAACAAACACAUCUUGACAAGUGAUCUUUCCUAAGCAAGGACAAAGGUAUUAAAAAGGAUUCCAUCCUCCUCCUCCGUCCUUGUGCCCAAACUCUACUGGUUUCUCAUUCCGUGAGGAUGAUUUGGUGGAAGAAGAUACAGUGGCAGCAGCGUUACCUGUGGGCCCUGGGCUGCUAUAUGCUGCUGGCCAUUGUUGCUCUGAGGCUUUGUCUCAGAUUGAAAUGUGACUUUGAUUCCCUGGAUCUGAAGUCCAGAGAUUUUCACAGCCGGCACUGUAGAGACAUCUUGUACAAGUCCCUGAAACUGCCAGCAAAGAGAUCCAUCAACUGUUCUCGGAUCAUCCAGGGGGACCAGCAGGCAGUGAUUGAGGCUGUGCUGGACAACCUGGAGAUCAAGAAAAAGCGGAAGCCUUUCACAGACACUGACUACCUUAACAUGACCAGAGACUGUGAGCACUUUAAGGCUGAAAGGAAGUUCAUACGGUUCCCUCUGAGCCAAGAAGAGUCAGACUUCCCUAUUGCCUACUCAAUGGUGGUCCAUGAGAAAAUAGAAAACUUUGAAAGAUUGCUCCGAGCUGUGUAUGCCCCUCAGAACAUAUACUGCAUCCACGUGGAUGAGAAAUCCCCAGAAACUUUCAAAGGGGCAGUCAAAGCAAUUAUUUCAUGCUUCCCAAAUGUCUUCAUGGCCAGUAAGUUGGUUCGGGUGGUUUAUGCCUCCUGGUCCAGGGUGCAGGCUGACCUGAACUGUAUGGAAGACUUGCUCCAGAGCCCAGUGCCAUGGAAAUACUUACUAAAUACAUGUGGGACAGACUUUCCUAUAAAGACCAAUGCCGAGAUGGUCCUGGCCCUCAAGAUGUUGAAUGGGAAGAACAGUAUGGAGUCAGAAAUACCUACUGAGUACAAAAAGACUCGCUGGAAAUAUCACUAUGAGACAAAAGACACAUUGUAUGUAACCAACAAGAUGAAGGAUCCUCCCCCUGAUAACAUACCUAUGUUCACAGGGAAUGCCUAUAUUGUAGCUUCCCGAGACUUUGUCCGACAUGUCUUAGAGAACCCCAAGUCCCGACAACUGAUUGAAUGGGUAAAAGACACCUAUAGCCCCGAUGAGCAUCUAUGGGCCACGCUUCAGCGUGCACCCUGGAUGCCUGGCUCUAUUCCCUACCACUCCAAGUUUCACGUCUCAGAUAUGGCAGCCAUUGCCAGGCUGGUCAAGUGGCAGGGCCAUGAGGGAAACAUCAGUAUGGGGGCACCUUAUGCACCUUGCUCUGGAAUCCACCAGCGGUCUAUCUGUAUUUACGGGACUGGAGACCUGCAUUGGAUUCUUCAAAACCAUCACCUCUUGGCCAACAAGUUCGACCCAAAGGUGGAUGACAAUGUUCUUCAGUGUUUAGAAGAGUACUUACGUCAUAAGGCCAUCUAUGGGACUGAACUCUGAGAUAAACUAUAAGAGGAUUGCUACCUGUGGGGCAAGAACAUGUGGAUACAUACUUCAGAUGGGCUGGGACAAUGUGGGGUGGGAGACCAGGGCUCUGCAAUUUGUGGUAUCCCCAAGUUAGGGGGCUGCUAUCGGAGUGUGGGUAAGUAGAUCUGCCUUGCAACUUGCUGUCCUGGGUGAACACUCCUGGUGAGCAUUCACCCACCCCACUCCUAAGAGCUCUCCCACUGACUUUGUCACAGAGUCAAAAUAAGAAGCCGUUAUUUGGGAGAGUAAGGGAGGGAAGUGUGGCAGGGGACCCUGGAUUUCAGUUGAGUGCUUGCUGUCUGCUUUUCUACUCUAUGCUGGUUCUAAUAAAUUCUAGGCUUGGUAGUGGGGGCGGGGUGGGACUUUAAUGAAAAGAGGGCCUUUUGUACUAUUAACUUAAAAAUAAAUAGCUCUUUAUUCAAA
Molecule: messenger RNA, 2127 nt
Organism: Herpailurus yagouaroundi (jaguarundi)
Lineage: Eukaryota; Metazoa; Chordata; Mammalia; Carnivora; Felidae
Gene: GCNT3
Product: glucosaminyl (N-acetyl) transferase 3, mucin type
Exons: 3
Coding region: 361-1677 (438 amino acids)
Cellular component (GO): membrane
Molecular function (GO): acetylglucosaminyltransferase activity
Source: RefSeq, a predicted model, not a curated record